Molecule: messenger RNA, 945 nt
Organism: Anopheles cruzii
Lineage: Eukaryota; Metazoa; Arthropoda; Insecta; Diptera; Culicidae
Product: lipase member H-A-like
Exons: 3
Coding region: 1-945 (314 amino acids)
Biological process (GO): lipid metabolic process
Molecular function (GO): lipase activity
Source: RefSeq, a predicted model, not a curated record
AUGAAGAGAAUAUUUGCGGCCUGGGAAACGGCGAUUGCUGCCAGCAAAACGAUCCAGACUGAUCGAGAAACGGAGAAAAACCCAACCCAACUGGACAUGUUCAAUCCGGCCACUGUCAUGAAUGCCGGCUUCUUGCGAGGACGCCCACUGGUGGUGCUAAUCCACGGCUAUACGGGACACCGUGACUAUGCACCGAACCCCACGAUACGGCCCGCUUACCUGGCCCACGGCGAGUACAACAUCAUCUCGGUCGACUACGGACCACUGGCACUGGAACCGUGCUAUCUGCAGGCGGUGCGUAAUCUUCCGACGGUGGCCAACUGCACGGCCCAGCUGUUGGACUUCAUCAUCGCCAGCCGCAUCGUGCCACUGGAGGACAUUCACGUGGUGGGCUUCAGUCUCGGCGGUCAAACUUCCGGCAUGAUCGCCAACUACCUGCGGGCGGGCAAGCUGCGGCGCAUAACGGGGCUCGAUCCGGCCAAACCACUGUUCGUGUUCGCUCCGAACGACCAGAAGCUCGAUCAGUCCGAUGCCGAGUUCGUGCAGGUGAUCCACACGGACGUCUUCCAGCGGGGCAUACUGCAUCCGAGCGGACACGUCGACUUCUACGUGAACGGCGGUGUGGAGCAGCCCGGCUGCAACAUGGCCACCAUGAUGACGGCGGGCGAAUGCAACCACAACCGGGCGCCGGAGUACUACGCCGAGUCGAUCGGGACCGACGUUGGCUUCUACGGGUACCGCUGUGCCCACUGGUACCUGUACAUGUUGGGCAUUUGCCGAGGAGGCGGCCCGAACCAGCAGCUGGCCAUUAUGGGCGCGCACACACCCAACACGACACGCGGACUCUAUUUCCUGCACGUAAACAUGAUGCCCCCUUACGCAAGAGGAAAAAACGUGACACUCCGCGAUGAACUGGCGAUCAUAGCUGCCAACAUACGGAACUAG